Messenger RNA from Oncorhynchus masou masou (cherry salmon), 522 nucleotides. Its product is annotated as capZ-interacting protein-like. The annotation marks the transcript as partial. The transcript is spliced from 4 exons. Lineage: Eukaryota; Metazoa; Chordata; Actinopteri; Salmoniformes; Salmonidae. The record is from RefSeq and is a predicted model, not a curated record.
UUUCUAUGUUGCUGAAUGUAUGACCUUUUCGUGUUUCAGAAGGACUCACUGGUCAAGCCUUCGGUGGCCGAGUUGGCCGGGAGAUUCAAAGAUCACGUCACGCCGACGCCGACUCCGCACGACGAGAGGAAGCCUGUUAAAAGGAGGCCUCCUCCGUGCUCCCUGCAGCUUCACGACGUGAAACAUGACCACGGGGAACUGGAGAAACCCAGCAUCGUCUCUCCACACCCCCCCAGCAUCGUCUCUCCACACCCCCCCAAAUUCAAGAUGAAGACUUUCAAGAGUUCCCCUCUCAUCGAGAAGUUGCAGGCAAACCUAACCCUGUCGCCCACCUCUCUGCUACCCUCGCCCAAGAGUCCCGAGGUGAAGCUGGCGCCGACGCCCAUCUCCCCCGCAACCCAUUGCUUCUUUCCCACAAGCCCUUGCAGCCCCACCCUGAGGCCCCAGCUGUCCAGUGAGGAGGAGGAGCCGGUAUGCUUUGAGAGCCCGGCGGAGGGGACCCCAUUACUCAGCUUCAACAAG